This is a messenger RNA of Rotaria sp. Silwood1, 1959 nucleotides long. The record is from the annotation of a GenBank genome assembly. NCBI's taxonomy places the organism in Eukaryota, Metazoa, Rotifera, Eurotatoria, Philodinida, Philodinidae.
AUGAAAACUAGACGUCAUACAACUGAUUCUCUUAUAUCUUCAUCACCUGAUGAAAGCAUUGAUAUAUUGCCAUCAACUUCAACUGAUGAACAAUCGACUAAAACAUCAUCAAAUCAACACGUUAUUCAAAGCGUUUCAAAAUCUAGUGUUUGGCAAUAUUUCGAAAGAUGUACUUUAAACGGAAUUUUAAAAGCCAAAUGUUUACUAUGUCAACAUAUAUUAUCAACACCGAACUAUGGAACAUCAACUCUCAAGCGUCAUCUAGAUCAAGUACAUGAUAUAAAACAAACUGAUUCAUCUGCUGUACCAAGUUCAUCGACUAUCUCUAACAAAAUAUCAAAACCAGAAAAAAAAGCAUUGGACUUAUUAGCUGUAAAUGCAAUAAUUCAAGAUGCUAGAGGAUUUGGUGAUUUACAGAAACCUGGUAUCAAGAAAUUGAUUGAUGCUUUGAAACCGAGACAUCAUGUUGACAAAAAAUUCGAUCAACAUUCAAAAAUGUUACAAUUUAUGCAAUUUGAAGAUCGCCACUAUUCAUUAACUAUUGCAAAUGAAAUUGAAAAUCAAUUAAUUAACCUGAAUUUAUAUGAUAAACUAGUCACCAUUACAUGUGACGGUGCACCUAAUAUGCGCGAGAUGUUUAAUUAUUUUUCUCGUCGAAAUAUAAAAUAUAUUCAUUGUACUGCUCACAAAUUACACCUAAUUAUAUGCAACAGCUUGAAUCUUUGGGUUACAACAAAGAAAAAAGGAAAUACAACUGAAAAUGAAGAAGUUAUUGAAGCUAGUAUAAUUGAAGAUGAUGAAGAUGAAGAUGAAGGUAGUUUAAGUCAACUGGUGAGAACGAUGUCCUUCGAUACUGAUCCAUUAUCUUAUGGUAUGAUCAAUGAUGAUAGUGAAGGUGAUGAAACAUCAAAAGAAGAUGAUGAUGUCGAUGGUGAAUUAGAAUCGAAUGAUCAAUUAACUGAUACAUCAACAGAUGAAGAAUGGACGGAUGAAGAAGAUGAUAAUGACGAAGAGAUAGUUGAUAAUUUUGUUGAAGGAAUUAAUAUGGACGAAACAUCACUUGAUUAUAUACCACAAAUGAUCAAAGACGUGAUUGAUAAAACACGUGAAAUAAUUAACACCAUUAAAGGAUCAUCAAUAUUAACAAGUUUUAUUGAAAAAAAAAGAUUACAUUUUAAUGCACGUGCUAAGAAACAGAAAAAAAUCAAACGACGUUUGAUCAUUGAUGUAAAAACACGAUGGAACAGCACCUAUAGGAUGCUGCAUACAAUUAAUCUCUAUCGUAACUUUAUUAACGAUCUUUUCAAAUCAAAAGGAACUCUUGGUCUUUCAGUGAAAUUACGAAGAAAAUUAACACGUGUUGAAUUAUCGACUGAUGAAUGGGAUAGUUUAAAUUUGAUUAUUAGCUUAUUAUAUCCUUUUUAUUCAGCUACAAAAGUUUUAAGUAAUGCAAAAUAUCCAACUGUUGGAUCUGCAUUGUAUCUUUUGAAAGGUCUUGAAGAACAUCUUACAAAAGAAGAUAAUAAUGAAUUGUUAAAUAAUUUUAAAAAAAUUAUAUUGAAUAAAUUUCGACAGUAUAUUAUUGAUGAUGUAGAACAAUUCAAUACUUUAAAAGUAAGUGGUAUGCACUAUUUUAAUUUCUUACGUGAAUUAGCUGUAUUUUUUUUUCAGUUGUACUCAUACUUUGAUCCAACAGGUUUUUCGGCUCUAACAAGAGGCGAACAAACAACAGUUGAAAAAGAAAUAACAAAAUUACACAAAAAUGUAUUCUCAUCAUCAGAAAAUUCUUCGUCAUCAUCAAAUCAACAAAUGAAAAAAAUGAAUAACAUCGAUAAAGCUUGGCAUGGCUUUCUUCGAGCUACCAAUAAAGAUCUAAUUCAAGAACCAACAACAACAACAUCUACAAUCCAAUCAGAUAUAAGAAAAUAUCGAAAUUUGGCAACUAAAUUGUACGUAUGA